AUGAAAGUUGUGGCAAGGUACUUAAGAUCUUUAGGUUUUUCAUCAGUAAUAUAUUUAGAUGACAUACUAUGCAUAGAAAGUUCAUUCGAAAAAUGCCAAAGAAAUAUUAAUCAAACUGUCAAACUAUUGGAAACUUUAGGAUUUCGAGUAAAUUAUCGCAAAUCAGAAUUGAUACCGAAACAGAUAUGCAAGUUUUUAGGUAUUAUAAUUGAUACGAAGGAGUAUGCUAUAAAAUUACCAGAUGACAAGAGAGAACGAGUUUUAAAAUUAGUAGAAAAAUUUUUAAAAAUACAUAAAUGUACUAUUAAGGAAUUUGCUCAAUUAAUUGGCAAACUUAUAUCUUGCUGCAUAGCGAUUGAAUACGGUUGGUUAUAUACCAAACAAUUAGAAAAGGAAAAGAUUUUCCAACUUAUAUUCAAUGAUUAUAAUUACAAUAGUGUCAUGUCAAUACCCAGUAGAGUUAAAGAGGAUCUUUUUUGGUGGAAGAAUAAUAUAAAAGAAAAAAUCCAUUUUAUUAAAACAGUUAAUUUUGCAAUGACCAUUUACACUGACGCAUCCACCACUGGUUGGGGAGCGUCAAACGACUCUAGAAAUAUUUAUGGGUUUUGGUCAGAUGUGGAAUCUAAAUUUCACAUAAACUAUUUAGAAUUAUUAACUAUAAAAAUAGCAUUAGAGGAACUUGCGUCUGAUUUGAAAAAUGAACAAAUACUAAUAAAAACCGAUAACACUACUGCAUUGUCUUAUGUAAACAAAAUGGGCGGUAUAAGGUUUCAAAAAUUUAGUUCUCUAGCUAGAAAAAUCUGGCAAUGGGCGGAAUCAAGAAAUAUUAUUCUGAUAGCUUCAUAUAUUCCUUCGAAAAAGAAUAAAGUGGCUGACAGCCUAUCUAGAAAAAAGAACAUUGAUACGGAAUGGGAGCUAAACCAUAAUUAUUAUAAUGUUAUUGUGAACACUUUUGGAAAACCGUCUAUAGACUUGUUUGCUACUGCUAAAAAUGCAAAAUGUGAACAUUUUAUUUCUUGGGGCCCAGAAAAUAAUGCGUCAUUUAUCGAUGCAUUCACGGUUAAUUGGUCAAAUUUUUAUUUUUACGCCUUUCCACCCUUUUCAUUAAUUCUUAAGGUUUUAUCAAAGAUAAAACGUGAAAAGGCGUAUGGAAUUGUGGUCAAUCAUCCACCCAAGAUCGAAACACUUACGAAUGAUAGCUUGCAGAGUAUCAGGCAAGCCUUUUUAAAUAGAAAGAUGUCAGAAAAAUCUACAGAUUUAAUUUUGGCAUCAAUAAGUAAAGCAACACUAAAACAAUACGCAGGACCGUUAAAACAAUGGAAAAGUUAUUGUGAGAAAAAUGAUCUUGAUAUGUUUGAUGUUAAACCAAAUAAUUUGAUAGAAUUUUUAACUAUACGCUUUGAUGAAGGUGCCUCAUAUGGCACAAUCAAUUCAUGUAAAUGUGCCAUAUCUCUUCUUACCAAAGAUAAAGUUGGUAGUCAUUGCGAUGUAGUUAGAUUCAUGAAAGGUGUUUGGAGAUCAAGACCUCAAAAACCAAAGUAUUCUAGUACUUGGGAUGUUGCGAUAGUAUUGAAUUAUUUAAAAAAAAUUAAUGUGUCAGAUGUCAAAAAUCUAACAAUUAAGACCGUAACUCUCUUAGCCUUAUGUUCUGCUCAAAGAGCUCAAACUAUUUCAAAAAUUAGGUUAAGUCAAAUCAAAAAAGUCCCUAAUGGACUUGAAAUAAACAUUCCAGAUUUAAUAAAAACUUCCGGCCCAGGCCGCUACCAGCCAGUCUUACAAUUAGCAUUGUUUAAUGAGAACCCAAGCCUUUGCCUGGUUUCAUCUAUUUUGUCUUACAUAAAACAGACCGAGUCAUCGAGAGAUGGCAUUGAUGAAUUGUUUUUGUCAACUGUAAAACCCAUUCACGCCGUUAGUUCUACUACGAUCAGUAAAUGGGUUAAAAAAUGUUUGAAAGAAAGCGGAAUUGAUGUGUCGAUUUUUUCGGCUCACUCUACACGACACGCAUCUACGUCAACAGCGGCUGAAAACGAUGUUGACUAUGAUACUAUAAGACGAACGGCUGGCUGGUCUGAAAGUUCUCAAGUUUUUGCAAGGCAUUAUAAGAGACCUAUUCAAAAAGAUGGGUUCGAUUUUUCAAAAGUUGUAUUACAGAGAAGUUUACAAAAAUAA
Messenger RNA from Phymastichus coffea, 2169 nucleotides. RefSeq lists its product as uncharacterized. Bases 1 to 2169 code for a protein of 722 amino acids. Gene Ontology annotation, molecular function: DNA binding. The transcript has 2 exons. The record is from RefSeq and is a predicted model, not a curated record. Lineage: Eukaryota; Metazoa; Arthropoda; Insecta; Hymenoptera; Eulophidae. Gene Ontology annotation, biological process: DNA recombination; DNA integration.